Microstroma glucosiphilum is the source of this 2938-nucleotide messenger RNA. RefSeq names its product DEAD-domain-containing protein. The record is from RefSeq and is a predicted model, not a curated record. The transcript is spliced from 3 exons. Lineage: Eukaryota; Fungi; Basidiomycota; Exobasidiomycetes; Microstromatales; Microstromataceae. Gene Ontology annotation, cellular component: nucleus. Bases 111 to 2531 code for a protein of 806 amino acids. Gene Ontology annotation, molecular function: ATP binding; nucleic acid binding.
CUUCUGGUAGACUAGACGUAGACUAGACGUAGCUGGCCACUGUCUGGCGAUACGACGAUCCACAGUCCAAGGCUCGCUCCGGUCCCCUCUACUACCUCUUCGUGGUCAGGAUGCUCACAGUAAAUCGCUUCGAUGCCACCGUGGGCGGUAGUCAGCAGCCUGACCAGAAUGCGGCUGCCUCAUCAUCCCGCCUUGCUGCCCUGGCCGAGCGCAAACGCAAGCGAGCCCCUACUGAUGAUGGACCUGCCAAGCCCUCGACUUCUACGGCCACCUUCUCCCUCGGAGCGACGUCAGCAUCAUCUUCGCUUACAGCGCCUCCUACUCAAGCUCCGCGUCAGCCGGUAGGACCCUCCAUUCACCCCUCUCGUUUAGCUUCAGCACCCAUCCUCGCUCAAUCGGUCAAGAAGGCAGCUGCAAAGGCCGGCGCACCGAGGGAAAAGACAAAGGCCAAACAGAGGUACCUCAACAAGAAGAAGUCGAAGAGGAAGGCAAUGAAGAAGGCAAAGGGUGGAAACAAGGCGGCCGGAACAUCGAAUGGUGCCGGCGUGGCGCCAGGCAUCUCAAGUCUGAGGCAGACAGAUACAGCGGCACCUGAGACAGAGGACAGCUCAGAGGAAGGUAGCGAUGACGAAGAUAUCAGCAUGGCGUCUCCGGCGGAAUCAACUACCGCCGCUAGGGAUCAGGGCCCCACAGCAGUCGCAGCGAUUGGUGCGUCUGCUGUAGAAACCCCAGUCGAAGCAUCUUCGAGCGAUAGCGACUCCUCAUCGUCUGACUCCGACAGCUCCUCGGUCUCUUCUUCCUCCUCUGAUGACGAGACUGACGAAGAAGCUGCCACGAGCGAGACCAUUCAAGAGUCGAGUGAGGCUUCGGCUGCUCAGCCUCAGCCUCCAGCAGAUGAAUCGAGACCAGAUGAGCGGCCGAGUAUGGGCCUGCUGGUCAGGAACAAGCCCUCGAAUAAGCUCUCUGCCGAGGCUCGACGGUCAUUAGCGGUGCAAGGUCUGCCUCGAGGAAUGGUUGAGGCAAAGGUGGUAGAUCCUGCGACAAGGCAGACGUUGACUGCUCGCGACGAUAUCAAAGCAUCGGAUCCCGAUGCGAUUGCAGGCAUCAGCCUGGACCAGGCACUAACAAAGAGGGUGAAGGAGAUGGGAGUGAUAGAGUGGUUUGCUGUACAAGCCGCUGUCAUCCCUCAUCUGCUCUCCACGUCGGCCUUUGUGUCGCCCUUUUCUCCGCCUCGAGACCUCUGUGUCUCCGCUCCCACCGGAUCGGGAAAGACGCUGGCCUACUCUAUUCCCAUAGUCACGCUGCUGAAAGAGCGCAUCCUAAUUCGCCUCCGUGCUCUGAUCGUUCUUCCUACGAGAGAUCUCGUUUCGCAGGUGAAGGAGACGCUGGAACAGCUCUGCAAGGGCACUGGUCUGCGAGCAGGGACAACGACUGGUGCUCAGAGCUUCGCGCAGGAGCAGACAUUGCUCAUGGACGAAGCUUCGCAAGAGAGCAAGCUGGAUAUCCUCAUCACCACUCCAGGUCGUUUGAUUGAUCACCUCGAUGAGACCCCCGGCUUCACAUUGCAGCACCUGCGAUUCCUCGUCAUCGACGAGGCUGACCGCUUGCUCGGUCAGAGCUUCCAAGACUGGGCACAGAGGCUUCGGAAUAGUAUCGAGGGCCAGACUGACUCGCUAUCUUCUAAAAGGGUAGCUCUAUCGACACAUCAACUUCAGAAGCUGCAUCGACCGACAUCCAAUGCCGCUUGCGACCCUUCCGAGGCAAAGCCAGUCGUCCAGAAGCUCCUCUUCUCUGCGACACUUACUCGCGAGCCAGGCAAGCUCUCCGAGCUGGGCCUGAGAGACCCAGUCUUCAUCGACGUCCGCGACGAGGUGCUAGAAGGAGAAGGUGUGACGUCCAGUGCUGGGCGAUUCACCCUUCCUGCCACGUUGCAAGAGUACAUGCUGGUCGUGCCGACGUCUCUCAAGCCUCUAUAUCUGAUCCAUCUCCUCCUCAACCCUCCCAAAUCGGACAAUCCAGGAAAAGGCAUGCGUCGCACCCUCAUCUUCACCAAGUCGGUCGAUUCUUCUCUUCGCUUGGUUCGUCUGCUGAACCUGUUCCUCGACGCCAAUCAGAAUGGGAAGAAGGACGAGCAAAAGUUGCGCGUAGCAGACUACUCCAGCGACCUCACCCCGGCCCGGCGUCGCGAGCUCCUCGCCUCUUUCCGCUCCGAUCAGCUAGAUAUCCUCGUUGCCUCGGACCUCAUCUCAAGAGGAAUCGAUCUGCCCCUAGUGGAGAAUGUCGUCUCCUACGACGUGCCCAUCGAUGUGGCCAAGUACGUACACCGUGUUGGUCGUACUGCUCGAGCGGGUAGGGUGGGCAAGAGUUGGAGUUUGGUCGAGAGUCAGGAGGCGAGACAUUUCAAGGGGAUGAUCAAGGCUGGUGUCAAGAGGAGUGAGGGCAGGAAGCUUGAGAAGAUCAAGGUGGAAGAGGGACAAUUGGAGGGAUUAAAGGGCCCGUAUGAAGAGGCGUUGCAGAAGUUGGUCGCUUAGUGAGCGGAUGAGCUGGCUGAAGAGUGUAAAGAGGAAUUACAGGUGUACUUGUACCAAGACAAAUGAGAUUCAGACUUGCACAUCAUUAUGGGUUUCAAUUCUUAUAUUACAACACACCCGGCUCUCCUUCUCAGACAAUGGGUUCCCAGCUCACACCACAUCCGCAUCCUGCUCCCUUUGCCUGCGGAUUGUCCUUUAUGGCAAAUUGCGAUCCGAUGAGCUCGGUGACAUAGUCGAUUGUGGAGCCCUGUAGGAGUGUGAGGGAGAUGGAGUCGAUGAGGAUUGGUAGAGGGGGGAUCUCGCCGGAUUCUUGCGUUGCUUGGAAGCGAAAGUCAUCCUCUUCCCCAGGCCCAUCUUGCCCCUCCUCGCCCUCCUCCAGCUCCAUCUUGUACUGAUAACCAUGACAU